Molecule: messenger RNA, 657 nt
Organism: Phytophthora infestans T30-4
Lineage: Eukaryota; Oomycota; Peronosporomycetes; Peronosporales; Peronosporaceae
Exons: 4
Coding region: 1-657 (218 amino acids)
Source: RefSeq, a predicted model, not a curated record
AUGGUUCUCAAAGCGACGCCAGCGCUACUGCCAUGGCAUCGUCACCAAGCGCCCGCUACUCGUGGUCGAGGGCGGCCACGAAAUCAAGACGUUGAUACGGUAGCUGCGUCCUGGAAUGACGAAGACGUGAAUGUGCUCUUCAAACUCAGGUACAAAACGAUGGCCGCGCUGUUUGAAGACGCAAAGACCAAAAACAAAAUCAACGAAGCCUGGUCGCUAGUAGCGAGUCAGUUGUGCGUCAUCAGGGUGAAGGUGUUCACGACGACGCAGUGCCGAGCUAAGAUGCGGAACAUGAAGACGCGCUGGACGGCGACUCGCCGAGCUGCAACAGAGACUGGAAAUCGGCCUGUACCUCGCGAUCCCAAGCACAUGAACGUGAUAACUGAGUACUGGGGCGACUUAGCUGGCAUGGGAAACGUGUCACUGCUCAGCACGGAUGAGCCUGACAUCACGGCUUCGCAGGGGUUGAUGCAGGAGGAUGACGGGCACGUCAAAAUCAACCCCAAAGCAAUCAAAAUGUUGUGCAAAACUAUAGAGGUGGCUAUAAUGUCGACAGAUCUACCCACAUCGUCAACGUCAGUGCACAUCUUCAAUACACGGAAGCGUUCCUUUGCCACCCCGAAAGCGCGCUCCACCACCAUUCGAGUACUGGAAUGA